Molecule: messenger RNA, 363 nt
Organism: Penicillium riverlandense
Lineage: Eukaryota; Fungi; Ascomycota; Eurotiomycetes; Eurotiales; Aspergillaceae
Exons: 2
Coding region: 1-363 (120 amino acids)
Source: RefSeq, a predicted model, not a curated record
AUGGCGCACUAUCGAGACGUGAACGCCCCUCAAAAACUAGACAAAGCCAAACGAUUACGCGCGAGGAGAUCGGACUUUAUUAAAAGGUGGUGGGAAGCAUCAUACGAGGAAUAUCUCUCUAGAAACGAUUUCCUCGAGCGCGACACAACUCCUCUUUUCGAGAUUUUCGAGAAGUAUCUACUAGAACGCGCCCGGCUCCGAGUAAACUUAUUUAAGAAAACGACUUUAGAUAGCGAGACUAGUCGACGGUGCUUAAACGAUAUAGUCAUGCUUUGUAAAUCUACAGAGCGGACCGUAUAUUACCCCGGAAUGUCACCUAAAGAUGGAAGUUGCCUAACAUGCUCAAAGGUUAUGUCUGAGUGA